Messenger RNA from Raphanus sativus (radish), 1170 nucleotides. Its product is annotated as casein kinase II subunit beta-2. The transcript has 5 exons. Gene Ontology annotation, cellular component: protein kinase CK2 complex; cytoplasm. NCBI's taxonomy places the organism in Eukaryota, Viridiplantae, Streptophyta, Magnoliopsida, Brassicales, Brassicaceae. The record is from RefSeq and is a predicted model, not a curated record. Bases 136 to 990 code for a protein of 284 amino acids. Gene Ontology annotation, molecular function: protein kinase regulator activity.
UCUGUGUAAAUGUUCCACCAAGAGACUAGUUGUCAGAUAGAUAUAUACGCGAGGAGGCGAGAGAAGCUCUUUUUGGAAACCCUAGAGAUCGUGAAGCUCAAUUCCUUCUACGACUCCUUUUUUGGCAAUUAGAUCAUGUAUAGAGAGAGGGGAACGGUUGGAUCCAGGUCGGAGGUCGUCGAUCGGAAACGUGUUGUAAACGAGGUUCGCGAUAACCGAGCCUCCUCGCAUUCAUCGAUGUCUCAGCCCGUCAAUGGAAAAGGCAAGGCUGCCGUCAUGACAGGGAAGCAGCUGCACGACCUCAAUAGCAGAGAUUCACGUUCUGGUUCUCUCUCCAAGACUACCAUCUCCGACGCUGUGGAUGUAUCGGAGACAGACAGCGAGGAAUCAGAGGUGAGUGGGUCAGAGGGGGAGGAGGACACGUCGUGGAUAUCUUGGUUCUGCAACCUCCGUGGGAACGAGUUCUUCUGCGAGGUUGAUGAUGAUUACAUCCAGGAUGACUUUAACUUGUGUGGUCUCAGCCAUCAAGUUCCUUACUACGACUAUGCCCUUGAUUUGAUUCUCGAUGUUGACUCUUCUCAUAGUGAGAUGCUUACAGAAGAACAGAAUGAAUUGAUCGAGUCGGCUGCAGAGAUGCUGUAUGGAAUGAUUCAUGCUCGUUACAUUUUGACCAGCAAAGGCCUCGCUUCUAUGUUAGACAAAUACAAAAACUAUGACUUUGGAAGGUGCCCAAGAGUGUAUUGUUGUGGGCAGCCUUGUUUACCAGUUGGGCAAUCUGAUAUUCCUAGAGCAAGCACCGUUAAGAUAUAUUGCCCUAAAUGUGAAGACGUCUAUUACCCACGAUCUAAAUACCAAGGAAAUAUAGAUGGAGCAUACUUUGGGACAACGUUUCCACAUCUGUUCCUGAUGACGUACGGACAUCUGAAACCGCAAAAGGCAUCGCAAAGCUAUGUGCCAAGAGUAUUUGGGUUUAAGUUACACAAGCCGUGAAGGAACGAAGGAGCAGGUACAAGAGCAGCAUGCGUUUUGAAAAAGCAGGAGACUUGUGUACAACAAAGAAAGAAAAAGGCAUAUUUGUAUCAGGAAGCGGGAACCUAGUUUGUCUCUGUUAUUGUUUUUGUGUGCCCCUUGCUAGAUUUAGACUCUACUACAUUAGCUGCAAGUAUAAUC